ACACACCAGGGUAGGUUUCCCAGGGAAACCAGGAAGCUGAUGUGCUGGGGGUGUAUUUCCCCCUCUUUCCCUUUCUCCUCCUCCCCCUUCCUUUUUGCCGAUGAACCAGGAAGUAAAGUUUGCUCAGUUUAGGAUUCCCCAGUUUUCCCAUUAAGAAGCAAGCGAGCAACUUGAGCAAUAGGUGGAGGAGGAGGGAAGAACAGGGCAUUAUUACAGGCACGACAGAGAGACCAUGACGACGUUAAUUCACCGGGGGCGGCGCGCAGAUGUCGGACGAAACGUUGACAAGCAGCUGGAGGGUGAGGAGGACUCUAUACCAGACAAGAGUUUGGGCGAGGAAGACUCCGGAGACUCCAAAGACAUCCGUCUCACCCUCAUGGAGGAAGUACUGCUCCUUGGCUUGAAGGAUAAAGAGGGCUACACGUCCUUCUGGAACGACUGCAUCUCCUCCGGCCUCCGGGGCGGCAUCCUCAUUGAGCUGGCAAUGAGGGGAAGGAUACAGCUGGAACCACAGACUAUGAGGAAAAAACGACUGCUGGACCGGAAGGUCCUCCUAAAGUCAGAUGCCCCGACGGGAGACGUCCUCCUAGACGAGACGCUGCGGCACCUCAAAGCCACCGAACCUGCCGAGACAGUGCAGACGUGGAUUGAGUUGCUGACAGGUGAGACCUGGAACCCCUUCAAGCUGCAGUACCAGCUCCGCAAUGUGCGGGAGCGGAUCGCCAAGAACCUUGUGGAGAAGGGGAUCCUGACGACUGAGAAGCAGAACUUCCUCCUCUUCGACAUGACCACUCACCCGGUCACCAACACCACGGAGAAGCAGCGCUUGGUGAAGAAGCUUCAAGAGAGCGUCCUGGACCGGUGGGUCAAUGACCCCCACCGCAUGGACAGGCGGACCUUAGCCUUGCUGGUCCUGGCACACGCCUCUGACGUGCUAGAGAAUGUCUUCACCAGCCUGGUCGAUGAGAAAUACGACGUGGCCAUGAACCGGUCCAAGGACCUCAUGGACAGAGACCCUGAGGCAGAAGCAGCCAAGGCGGGGGGCUCAGAGAUGAUCUGGGCUGUGUUGGCAGCCUUCAACAAGUCCUAAAAGCCUCCCGAGUCGGGUGAGGCUGUUCUGAGUGGGUUUAGGCCCUCGUUUCCUCUUUAGGACUGAACCUUUUCCGUUCUGUGGAAUCUUCCCAUGCUCCUUAGCGGUGGGCAUUGGUGACUUGCCGCGCUCAUAGCUGCCACCACAGAUGUUGGGCAUGGCAGGCGACAUUCUGUUACAGGAACGCCUAUAUCUUCACCACCACCUCCUCUUCCUUGGAUUUGGGGACUUGUUAGGUUGCAAGAAUGAGCAAAGAAGUUUGUGCGACGUUUUCUCCUUCCCCCUGGAAACACCCCCCUGUUCCAUCCCCCCCCCCAGUUUAAAAUGAAGGUCUAUGUCUGCUAGAAGUGGAGUGAGCCGCCUCUCUCUUUUAUUUCAAACUCUCUUCUUUCCCCCCCUGCUGUUUUAGGGAGGAACAAAUUACAAUGUGCAUUUGGGAUUUUUGUUUUGUUUUGUUCCAUUUUUUUCUCUGUGUGUUAAAUCUUACAAUCCCAACCUCUGUUUUGCCCUGUCUCGUUUUUUCGACCCAGUUUUUCCCUUGUGCUGUUUAUUCCUUGUGUUCUACUG
Molecule: messenger RNA, 1657 nt
Organism: Lacerta agilis (Sand lizard)
Lineage: Eukaryota; Metazoa; Chordata; Lepidosauria; Squamata; Lacertidae
Gene: GOLPH3L
Product: golgi phosphoprotein 3 like
Exons: 5
Coding region: 233-1090 (285 amino acids)
Biological process (GO): Golgi to plasma membrane protein transport; Golgi vesicle budding; retrograde vesicle-mediated transport, Golgi to endoplasmic reticulum
Cellular component (GO): trans-Golgi network; cytosol; Golgi cisterna
Molecular function (GO): phosphatidylinositol-4-phosphate binding
Source: RefSeq, a predicted model, not a curated record